Lagopus leucura (white-tailed ptarmigan) is the source of this 2728-nucleotide messenger RNA. It is a transcript of the gene RRM1, whose product is annotated as ribonucleotide reductase catalytic subunit M1. The coding region runs from base 13 to 1719 and encodes 568 amino acids. Lineage: Eukaryota; Metazoa; Chordata; Aves; Galliformes; Phasianidae. The record is from RefSeq and is a predicted model, not a curated record. Gene Ontology annotation, molecular function: ribonucleoside-diphosphate reductase activity, thioredoxin disulfide as acceptor; ATP binding. Gene Ontology annotation, cellular component: ribonucleoside-diphosphate reductase complex. Gene Ontology annotation, biological process: deoxyribonucleotide biosynthetic process. The transcript has 12 exons.
UUCCUGCUGUGCAUGAAGGAUGACAGCAUUGAGGGAAUCUACGACACCCUGAAGCAGUGUGCCCUGAUCUCCAAGUCUGCUGGUGGCAUCGGGCUGGCUGUGAGCUGCAUCCGCGCCACGGGCAGCUACAUUGCUGGGACAAAUGGGAACUCCAAUGGACUUGUCCCUAUGCUGAGGGUGUACAACAACACUGCUCGCUACGUGGAUCAAGGUGGUAACAAGAGACCUGGGGCUUUUGCCAUCUACCUGGAGCCGUGGCACCUGGACAUCUUUGAGUUUCUUGACUUAAAGAAGAACACUGGGAAAGAAGAGCAGCGUGCCAGAGACCUUUUCUUUGCCCUCUGGAUUCCGGAUCUCUUCAUGAAGAGAGUUGAAACCAACCAGGAUUGGUCCUUAAUGUGCCCAAAUGAAUGUCCUGGCCUAGAUGAGGUCUGGGGAGAGGAAUUUGAGAAACUGUAUGAGAGCUAUGAGAAGCAAGGCCGUGUCCGCAGAGUGGUGAAGGCCCAGCAGCUCUGGUACGCCAUCAUCGAGUCGCAGACAGAGACUGGCACGCCUUACAUGCUGUACAAAGACUCUUGCAACAGGAAAAGCAAUCAGCAAAACUUGGGGACCAUCAAAUGCAGCAACCUGUGCACAGAAAUAGUGGAGUACACCAGCAAAGAUGAGGUGGCAGUUUGCAAUCUGGCCUCCAUAGCCCUGAACAUGUACGUCACUUCGGAGCACACUUACGAUUUCAAGAAGCUGGCUGAGGUCACAAAGGUUAUUGUCCGAAACCUGAACAAAAUCAUUGACAUCAACUACUACCCUGUGCCUGAGGCGGAGCGCUCCAACAGGCGCCAUCGCCCCAUCGGCAUCGGUGUGCAGGGCCUGGCUGACGCCUUCAUCCUGAUGAGGUUCCCCUUUGAAAGCCCCGAGGCGCAGCGUCUGAACCAGCAGAUCUUCGAGACCAUUUAUUACGGGGCUCUGGAAGCCAGCUGUGAGCUGGCUGAGCAGCAAGGGCCAUACGAAACGUAUGAGGGUUCUCCUGUCAGCAGAGGGAUUCUGCAGUACGACAUGUGGAAUGUCACCCCAUCCGACCUGUGGGACUGGAAGGCCUUGAAGGAGAAGAUUGCAAAGUAUGGUGUCAGAAACAGCCUUCUCCUUUCCCCCAUGCCAACUGCUUCCACUGCUCAGAUCCUGGGCAACAACGAAUCCAUUGAGCCCUACACCAGUAACAUCUACACACGGAGAGUCCUUUCAGGAGAGUUCCAGGUUGUGAACCCACACUUGCUGAAAGAUCUCACAGAGAGGGGUCUGUGGAAUGAGGAGAUGAAAAACCAAAUCAUUGCCCACAAUGGCUCCAUCCAGAAUAUAUCUGAGAUUCCUGCUGACUUGAAGCAGCUUUAUAAGACAGUGUGGGAGAUCUCCCAGAAAACUGUCCUCAAGAUGGCAGCAGACAGAGGAGCUUUCAUCGACCAGAGCCAAUCUCUCAACAUCCACAUCGCAGAACCCAACUAUGGCAAACUGACCAGCAUGCACUUCUAUGGCUGGAAGCAGGGUCUGAAGACAGGCAUGUAUUACCUAAGGACAAAGCCGGCUGCAAACCCCAUCCAGUUCACCUUGAACAAAGAGAAACUCAGAGAGCGGGAGAAGGCCGCUGAGGAAGAGAAGGAAAGGAACAAAGCAGCCAUGGUUUGCUCCCUGGAGAAUCGUGAUGAGUGCCUGAUGUGUGGCUCCUAACGGCCCUGCAGUGCCAGCAGAGCUGCUCUGCCCGUGGCUCCCAUCUGAGAUAGGUGCACUUAGUGUCACUUCAGGGCAGAGGAGCUCGCUGGAGCUGUGGCAGAAGGGCAAUCACUGUAGUGUAUGGUAGCUUCCCCAGCUGAGAAUUAGGGGAUGCUGCACAUGUAUGGGUAGAGUGCAUAAAAAGUUUGUGUAUUGCUUUUGUAGCUGGGCUUCCUGGAAACCUAAGUGCUCUUGCGUGGUCUUGGGUUGAACCCUAUAGAAAGAAGUUCUCCUGAACAGCUAGGAAAAGUGCUAACGCUGCUUACAGGUCUGCCUUGGGACUGGAGACACUUCCUUGCAUUUCCUAAAGACUCACAUCCUGUCUUCAGAGGCAGAACCUGACUGACGGGUUCUCCUUUGCUGUGACAAAACACCAGGAGAAGAACCCUAUGCUGGCUGUGUGGUGUGCCUGAUAGGCAGUCUGCCUUGGCAAAGCAGCAACUUCUGUUAAGCUUGAAAAGAUGUUGUGUGCACAUCUAGCAGUGAGGCCCUUCUCCCACCAUUUAUCCCUGUCCCCAACUCCUUCCAAAGAUGCAGGAUGCUGGGGGGUGUCUUGCUGCUUGGAGGCUUCCUUUCCUGCUCUCAGCCUGACUGAAGGACGCUGCACUCAGUUACUUCUGCUUUUCAGCUCUGAGCAGGAAAUGGCAGAAUUGCUGCAGUGCGUUCUAUUCUGUACCAAAAACCCAUUCAAGUUUCCAUCAGUUUGCUGCUCACACAAUUCCAUGCUGUCCUUGAGCAGAAAGCCUUGACAGUGCGCACCCCAUCUUUUCCGAAGCGCUGCAUUCAUCCACCCCAGCUGGUUACUUGGAAUUUUAGGAACAUGUUUUUUACUUCUCUACCUACUUAACUCUCUGCUCUAAUGCCAUGGGGCUUCAUCACCCAGUUCUUAAAUAUUUAUUGAAUUCGUGUACCAUACAACUAACCCUUUAAUCCACAGAACUCAAUAAAAUGUGGUAUGUCAAAGGAA